GAAGUGCAAAAAAUGAGUGGAAGGGGGAAAACCGGAGGUAAAGCUAGGGCGAAGGCCAAGACUCGCUCUUCCCGCGCCGGGCUGCAGUUUCCUGUGGGCCGUGUGCAUAGGCUUCUGCGCAAAGGCAACUAUGCCGAGCGCGUCGGCGCCGGCGCUCCAGUCUACUUGGCUGCCGUCCUGGAGUAUCUGACCGCUGAGAUCCUUGAGUUGGCCGGCAACGCCGCUCGCGACAACAAGAAGACCCGUAUCAUCCCUCGUCACCUGCAGUUGGCCGUUCGUAAUGAUGAGGAGCUCAACAAACUGCUCGGAGGAGUGACCAUCGCUCAGGGUGGUGUUCUGCCUAACAUUCAGGCUGUCCUGCUGCCUAAGAAAACAGAGAAGGCGGCCAAGACCAAAUAAAUUGGGUUCUUCUGCCAAAUUAUAAAAAAAAAAACAAAGGCUCUUUUAAGAGCCACCCACCAUAGCAAGAAAAGUGCAGUUUUUUUCCUUAUGCUAAAAAGUAGAAAAAAACGACUUUCUAUUGAUCGUUAGUUCAAUUCAUUCUAUCGUGUGUAGGAUAGAAUGAAAUAAAAGCAUCACAGCUUCACCACGUCCCACGAUUGCGUGCUGAA
Molecule: messenger RNA, 611 nt
Organism: Colossoma macropomum (tambaqui)
Lineage: Eukaryota; Metazoa; Chordata; Actinopteri; Characiformes; Serrasalmidae
Product: histone H2A-like
Exons: 1
Coding region: 13-399 (128 amino acids)
Cellular component (GO): nucleosome
Molecular function (GO): protein heterodimerization activity; structural constituent of chromatin; DNA binding
Source: RefSeq, a predicted model, not a curated record